ACUUUUCAGCGUUGUCAAGGCAGCCUCAGAGGACGGUUGGCUGGCGGAAAGUAGCUGCAGUGUCCUGGCAACAUAUCUGUCCAAAAACGUUCACAAAAACUGUCCCGGAAAGUUAGGUGUAACUAAAAGGUCGUAUGCAUACCGAUGUGAUGAGAGAUUUGGCAGCUGCUCAGCAGAGCAACACACCUACUGCGGCUUCAUAUAGGACGACACCAUGUAUGUUAAUGGAGGGACGACUAAGGGCAUGAAUUGAAUCAGUGUGACAAGGGAAUAGCCAACCAGUACUUUUGGACGAGAACUGAUGGGCUGUCCAAGCUUGCGAUGCUAACUGCAAAAGACAAAGCUGGUUCAGCGUCCCACCGCUACCGGCCGGCCUCGGAAUAUGAUGAUGCCACCCUCACCCAAAAGAGACAAUACUGGAGAACAAAGAAACGAGAACAGAGGGCCCGACUGACAGAGCGCAGAGGAAAUUCCUCACACAACAGUCAAGGGGGAAAGUUCGUACAUCUACACGCCCCUGCAGCGGGGAAUUCCACUUUAUCCGGCUCUUUUGCUGCUUUCUCCUCUCCUUUGCAGAGUAACGAUGACUCGUACAAAGCAGUCAACGUAUCUCCUGCACCACAGACUGGGAAAAUAGUGGGGGACAGCUCAGUUGAAGCCCCUGGCAGAAAGGAGAAAUGGCUCAGUACGAUGGAACUCAACAAGGUCUUGCCUCAGUUCACUGCAUCAAGUUCCAUCCCUGCCAAAGCUGCUAGGCGCAACGUAGCUACAGUAAGGGGUGCUGCGAGCAGAGCUGUCACCUCUCACAGUGAAACCCAGCUGAACCCCCCCUCAGUGCCUCCAGUCAGAGUGACCGGCAGCUCCGCUAAAACACAACUUCAGCCAUGUGUGUCUAUGCAGGGUGCGUCAGUCCCAAAAACGCAGAAUGAGGCACAAGUUGUAUUAUGCAUUCAGCCCAAACUCUCACCCCCCAGUGUGACCACAGGUAUGAUUAUUGUGUCUUCUCCAUGUGUCCCGGUUUCUAUUAAAACAGAGGGCCAAACAGCGACACCUCAGAGUGGAACAGAGAGUGCCUUGGUCACCACGCAGAGGGCUAAAGGUGUUAGCAACUCACACUCUGUCAUGGAGCCAGAGGACCAGAGAGCAGCCAGGCGCAGAGAGCAAUGGCGGAUCAAAAAGCGAGAGCAGAGGGCGAAGCAGGCAGCUCAGGUGGCUAAAGUGAGAGAAAAGACACAGAGCGGUGAGAUGACGAUGGCAAGGCAAACAGCACAGAAAGCAGGACUUGUAGGGGACGCCAUUCUUCAGCAUCUUCCAUCUCAGUCGUUGAUGAGAGGAGCCGUCCAGAAGCAGUGUCCUACCCGGGUAAAAACCUCCUUUACAUCUGCCAAAAGGGAAACGUAUAAACUGCAAAGUUGGGCAGCAAGGUUAGCUACAGUUAACCUGCAAACAAAUCGGAUAAUACCACAAAACCCACAUGGGAAUAGGACACCACAGACAGCCAUCACAUAUAAUGUUAUAUCCGUGAGAAAGCGAGGGGAGACACAGAGAAAGCUUCCAAGUUAUGUAAAUAUUUCUAAUGUUUCCAAAGGGAUCGCUCGUUGUAAAACACCUAGGCAAAGGAUUGACGCCCAGAGGAAUUUCAUGAAUCAAAGAAACAUAAGAUGUAAAUCCCCAUUUCUUUCUUCAGUCUUUGGGAGCAGAAAUAUGCGCCAAAUCGACCCCAACGACACACCUGAGCAGAUCAUAGCCAAACGGCGAGAGUGUUGGCGGAUAAAGAAGCGCGAGCAGCGAGCUAAGCUGUCAAUGGAAGUGAGGGGUCGUUUGAUGGAGAAGGACUCUCUGAUGCGAAGAGUGAAGCGUUACCAGGACAUCCUAGAGGAGAUAAGGAGGUCCAGAGCCAUGGCCCAAUCGGGAGGAAGCAUCCUGACCAACGCCUCUGAGACCAUUGGAGGGUUCAUCAAAGAGGACGGGACACUGAGCAUUAACAUUCCCCAGGUUUCUACGGAUCACAACACUGCAGCACGUAUAGGUAAAGAAGAAGCUAAUAAUACACCCAUCUCAGGCACCACACCCAUUCGUGUAAACCAGCCCCCCCCUCCACCUCGCCCUACUCAGGUAAGAGUCACUUUUCCUCCUGCUGGACAGUCGGUCAACACGCCUCCGAGACUACUGUCAAUCAGACCAUGGACUCAACUUGAAAGCACAACUGUUAGUCAGAUCAGACUCACUCGUCCUCAAACCUCUCAAAACACCGUUACUGGAGGACCGACAGCAGGGUCUAACCUCGGUGGCUGUGUCAUGAAAAUGACCGUCUCGAAUAGUGCGGUGUCUCUGUCCGCGCUCUCUCUGGAUCCAGCGCUAACAGAGGAGGAGAGGAUGGCUAAAAAGAGGGAGUACUGGAGGAUAAAGAAACGAGAGCAUAGGGCAGCUCGACUGAAGCAGGAGGUCUUACAUGCCAGGGCCACGGAAGCCUUACAGAGGAGGAGGGCCCAGAAGCCAGCAGCAGAAACUACUGCCACACAAGGUGGGAGUCUCACAGGAAACGCACAAUCUCUCCCCAACAACAGUGUGCCUAUUACGCCAAAUGCAAAUGAGAUAAAACAAGAGUCUGAGCCUGUGCCAGCAGUUGACCUAAAUUCUCAACCAGAACAUGCCAUCUGUCCAGAAAUCAGCCCCCCCACCUCCCCACCACCACCUCCAGCGCCUCAGCCGGAGCCUGACCCAGCUCUGAGUUCAGACAGCCAGGCUACCACUCUGCUAGCCGUGGCCUCCAUGAAGAAACUCCUGGAAGAAUCCCUGAGCACAGUGACCCACAUUAAAAUAGAGUCAAAGGAGGAGGCCUCACAGCAAGAGAUGGAGCCCACCUUACCCCAGAAUGAGGGGGCUCCCAUUGCUGCUGAUUUGACAUUGGAGAUAAAAAGCUGGCAGCCAGAUAGCGAUGCUUUGGUACCAGCGGGGUCACAAAGCCCUCAUCUCAAAGACGCACCCCAAAGUAGCGACACACUUCCACAUCCUCCCAACUCUAACGAGGUAGUCCUGAAUCCCACCUGUGAGCACUCAUCCCAAACCACUUCAAAUGUCAUAUUGGACCCCUCAGUGGAAGCCUCUGAUAUCCCAUCUUCACCACACAGAACCCUGAGUCUUCCCACCAAAACAGAAAGCCAUGAAAGCAGCUGUUCCCCAGAGCCACCAAAGCUACACCACCUACCCAUGGUUCAACUGCAACCACAGCAACAACACUGUGAACAACAAAUUAAAGAAGAAGGCCAAAACUCCCCGUCAGCUGAAGGAUACUGCAGCGUGGGGCCCGAGCAUAGUGGGAUGAUGAGCCUGCAGAGGAAGAGGGAGUACUGGAAGCUGAUUAAGAGGCAGCAGAGGGCCAGGCAAAGAGCCAGGCAGAGAGAGAGACAGGCAGAAUGCAGCAGUCGACCCAAACACAUUCAGGCUCCAGGUCGGCUCAUCAUCAACACUGUGAAGGGGGGGCAUCCUCCAGUGAAGCGACCCCUCCAGCCCCGGCGCCCCCCCUCCUCUCUGUCUGCAGUGAGUGGUGUCCCCACUCUCCUGGUGGUUAGCCCUACAACAUGUAGCGCUAACCGGUUCCCUGACAGGAUCCAGGUCAAGCUGCCCGUCCCCCCUGCCUCCCGCUCCCCCAGGACCCAGCAGAACCACAUGGACACUGGGCAGAUGGUGUCCACGCAUCAAGGAGAUCACGAGAAUCAGCAAGGCAUGACACAAAAGUGGACGUCAACUUGCACAGGUGUACACAAACCCCCCUUCCUGCCUCCUCUGAAGCCCCCAGAGAACCCACUAUCCAGCAUCAACCUGCAACCUAUUGAACCCCCCCACACUCCGAGUUCCAGUCCAAUAAAAAUCCCUUGUGCUCAGCUUCAGAGCGCCACACCAAAGGCCAUCCCAGGGGAGUCUGAGGAAGACUUCCUGAGGAGGAAGAGGGAGUACUGGAGGGUAAAGAAGAAGGAGCAGAGAGCCAGGAAGGCCAUCCGGGAGAAGGGGUGGAGAACCCCCAACCACAUGAGGUCCAUCCUGCCUGCCCAGGAUCUGCACACACAGAGUUGUGGUCAGUGGGUGAGCUCCUCUGAGGAGUCGGAACAUUUCAUGAGCACGUCAAAGGACACCGACCCAGCAUCCUUUUCAUUCUCCGGCUUCUCAGCUCCAGCCGAAGAUGAGUCAGAUCUUCUGUUUGCAGACUAUGAUCAGGAUGAAGAGGAGGGUCCGGUCUCUGACGCCGUGUGGAGGAACCGCUACCUCAUGGACCACGACCCUCUGAACCAGCUGCUGGUGUGCAUGGUGUGCGGGGAGCUGCAGUACUCCCACAGCCUGGAGGGGGUGAGGGCCCACAUCGACGAGGCCCACCCCCACACCCUAAGCCUGGAGCCUGGGGAGCAGCGGCAGAUCCUGGAGGCCUGGGACGAGCAGGUGUCCCGGAGAGAGCGCUUCUUCACCAGCCAGCUGCAGCAGCACAACGCCGACUGACAGAAGCACGCAGGAGCUGAAGCGAGGAGGAUAUGACUGCAGGACACAACGGAAAACCACCAACCAGGAGAGAGAAAAGACUCACACUGUCUUAUUUAUUUCAAAUCAUUUCUUCUUACCUUCAUAGAAAAUCAUCUUGACAUAAUGCUGUAUGGGAACAUCCAACCCUGAAGGCAGCUUUACCUCAUUUCCUAGAGGGGUUGUGAGGUGGCUUUAUGAAAGAAAGUAUGAACAUUUGUUACAUUGAAGUUAUGACAGCUGAGAUUUUGAGAUAAUAUUCAAGAGAAGUCCAACAUUCUGGGAAACAAUGUCAACAACACAAAAAACACACAGGUCAGAAUGACUACUUCCUGAAAUCUGCAAUCGUUCCUUCAAUUUCUGCCAUUUGUAAACCUCAACACCUUUAAGCAUUGGGUGUUUCCCACAGACUUAUUACAUGACAAAGAUGCUUUUGAUAAAGUAUUUAGAACAUUAUAGGAGAAUAAAAGUAGCAAAUACAGGGUCAUAGCGAUUUUCUUUCAUUCUCCAAGAUUCUCCUGAGCCUGUCGUUUAAAAGACAUCAUGAGGUGCCCUGAACAAAUGUAAACCACCCCAAGUAAGAAACAAUCUAUAAGUGAGGUACACUGUGUUUCCCUUUCAACAAUAAAACCAUUAACAUGUA
Gymnodraco acuticeps is the source of this 5152-nucleotide messenger RNA. RefSeq lists its product as uncharacterized. NCBI's taxonomy places the organism in Eukaryota, Metazoa, Chordata, Actinopteri, Perciformes, Bathydraconidae. The coding region runs from base 322 to 4491 and encodes 1389 amino acids. The record is from RefSeq and is a predicted model, not a curated record. The transcript is spliced from 7 exons. Gene Ontology annotation, biological process: negative regulation of DNA-templated transcription.